ACACAACUCGAGCUUAGCGUUUGAUAAGACACAUCAAAAGAAUUGCCCACUGCACAGAGAUAAGAACUUAGUAUUAUGGAUCACGAACUUCUGAACACGAAAUUCGAUUUGCCCAAGAGCCCGGCGCCAACUCUACACAAUGAUGAUAGUGAUGAUAAUGAUGUAGAGUUCGUUGGCACAAUAGCGCCACCUACUGGCGAAUGGCAUUGGCAUCCCAAUCAGAAUCUGGCCACAGUGCCGCCGCUUUUAGUCACUCCCCCACUCUCCCCGCUGGGCAUGGGCAUGCAACAGCCGAACAUGCCGCUCCUGACCGCAAUCCUGGCCCAGAAUAACGGCGCCUACCCCCCUCAGGGCUAUAUAGUCCACAUACCCUGCUUUCUGUGCCAACAACCCUUCAAUGACAUCGACAGGCUCCGGGAGCACCUGACCAUGCACGCCGCACAGUUGAACUACCACGGGCGAUCACCUGCAGUGGAGGCACCCAAUCCGUGCCCCCUGCCCACGCCAGCCGGGAUUAAGGUAAACGGUGUGCACAGCCAGCUGACAAAGAAUAUGUCAGAUCCACCGACACAGGGCCCGAAAGUCAUCAGAUCCACAAUGUGCCUGCAGGCACAUCUGAAGCAGCACCGCCUGCCCCAUGAAGCCCACGAUAAAUGGUGGACCAGAAAGCAAUUGAGAUGCCCCAUCUGCAGGAAGAGCUACAGGCGUGACAGCUUUCUGCUCAAGCACAUGGCCUACAAGCACGGCGAACAGUUGGAACAGACCCGCCCGGAGUGUCCUCCAUGUCCUCCAUGUCCUCCAUGUCCGCCACGUCCGGCACUUGCUGCCGAGCGGGAUCAGCCCAAACGUUGCGUUUAUAGCACGAAUCUGUUAAAUGCCGUUGCGGCGGCCAACUACAGCCCGGCCACGGAAUCCGCCGCGAAAUACGUGCCACCCAGCGACACGGCCCUGGAUACCAGCCUGAGGGCGCCGCCCAAGCAGAAGUACGCGCUGCGUUCGCCCUACUUUAAUCCAAAUCUCUGGCUGAUGAGUUCUUUAUUUGCCCAGCUCCACAGACUAUAUACUUAUAUACUAUAUAGAUUGAAUCUGAAUGUGCAAAAAAUACUGCUGAUAAUGCAAAAAUGGAAUGGAAAUAAACAAAACGCUGUUGAUAAAGCUGGAAAUGCGAUCGGUCGUCGCUCGAUCAGCAUUAAAAUGUUGCGAUCAUUUCAGUUGGGAUCCAGGCCUGAGCCGGAAAGCAACAGGCUCUCGAUCAUAUUACAUUUGCGUGUGGAAUCGUUGAAUGGACUCGUAACCUUGGCAGCAACAUGGCGUUCAAUAUGCAUGUAUCUGAGAGACAUGCUGAACCAAUUGUCAUCGCUGUCAAAUGAUCAAAUUCCUAUCGAAGCACGAAAUCGACAAAUGUAUAAGAGAACAUCUGCCCAAAUGGAAGAGAGCGAAAAUGACGAUUGUCGCAUUGUGGAGCUGGAGGAGGGUGGCAUUAACUGUUUCCUAUGCCAGCAGCUGUUCACGGACAUUGAUGAGUUGCAGCAACACUUUCUGACUCACUUUGCGGAAUGUCCCGAAAAUACAACUACAAAAUUUGUCAAUUGCGAUGUUUGCGGCCGAAGCUUACGCUCCGAACAGGAGUUGCAUAAGCACCACGAACGUUUCCAUGCGGCACACCUGAUUAAAAAGGAUAUCGAAACUCGAAAUCGAUUUCAAUGUGAACAGUGCAAUAAUGUCUACCUGAGCCUUGAUUUCCUGGAGAAACACAUACAAUUGGCACACAAUGUGGGGCAGACGUUUGCCCAGGCUCCUCCUCCUGCACAGCCGAAACAGAGGACAGCUGUGUUUCUUAAUCCACCUGCAAAACAAAAAUAUCCACCAAGGUCGCCCUUCUUCAAUCCAAAUCUUUGGUUGGACUGCGAUGCCUAUAUUUUCUUUCAUCAUACGAAGAUCGGACUUUGUCCUGACCAACUGGCUGAUUGGUGAUCAAGGCACAGUCCACUAUAGUCACCUUAUCUGAUUCGAUUUGCUUCAAACAAGGCUCUCUCUUAAGAAAUUAAUGAAUACGUGUUUCGUAGAUUUGGGAAAUUCCACCCGCAACAGUGGUAAAUUGGCGGAAAACGGUUGUAUGAAAGUUUUCUCCUUACCGUGCGAUCGGCUCAAAACUCAUUUUCAAAGAUCUUGGAGAGAAUUUAUUUGAAACAUGCCACGGGGCAAGGCCUGCCAACCUUAUUCUUGGUCAAAAU
Messenger RNA from Drosophila novamexicana, 2234 nucleotides. RefSeq lists its product as uncharacterized. The record is from RefSeq and is a predicted model, not a curated record. Gene Ontology annotation, biological process: regulation of DNA-templated transcription. The transcript is spliced from 8 exons. Lineage: Eukaryota; Metazoa; Arthropoda; Insecta; Diptera; Drosophilidae. Gene Ontology annotation, molecular function: DNA-binding transcription factor activity, RNA polymerase II-specific; RNA polymerase II cis-regulatory region sequence-specific DNA binding. The coding region runs from base 76 to 1974 and encodes 632 amino acids.